Molecule: messenger RNA, 3741 nt
Organism: Cuscuta epithymum
Lineage: Eukaryota; Viridiplantae; Streptophyta; Magnoliopsida; Solanales; Convolvulaceae
Source: the annotation of a GenBank genome assembly
AAAGGGACCCCCUCACCCAUUUUCUCCUAAAGAAACAAAAGAGAACACAUCUCCCUCUUCCCUCACCCAUUAUUUCGGCCAAAGAGACCCAAGAGAGGGAGAUAACCUCUUCAACCUCAUCCUCCAUAGCCAAGAACUAAGCUCAAGCUUAAGGAGUCCAAAGAAGGGGUUUAAGAAGGAAAGAGUUGGGAGAAAGUGAGAAAGAUUAAGGAACUUGAUUUAAAGUAUUUUUGAGCUUCGCCGGAGUUUCGCCGGAGUUGGUCAAAGUUCGCCGGAAUUAGUCAAAAUUCAAUCGGGAAGCGUGGAACGCGCUUAAGCUCACUUGAGUUUCAGGUAGAACUUGAAGGUUGCUACCAUCGCCGUUGCUUCGGGAGGAUCCAAGAAGAGGAGACAUGGUUCGUGCUUCCUUCGUUUCUAUUUAACAAACUUUAUAAACUAAUGCUCAUGGAUAUUAUUUUUAAAUAUUUGUUUGGGGGCUUGUAUGCCCCUGGUUGCCAAAGUGUGGCAUGAACAUUUGUAUUAAAUGUUUCCGCUGCUUUGAAUGAAUAUUUUACAUUAUGUUGGUUUAUGGAUGUACUAUGUGUGAACGAUAUUCCAGACGCCUUGUAUAGUAUGGAUGUGUUGGACUGCGGUUGACUAUUCGUACUGUACGGCGGAUUGUUGACGUGUCCGGGUAGGUCCGGGGCGUGACACAGUCGGGCGGCCUGCGGCGGGUAUCAGAUGCGAGUCACGCGAGGGAGGAUUGAAGGAGGCUCUGGAGCGAAUAACUCUCGACCUUAACUGCCAUCUGCAACUGCAAGCCUCUGGAGUCUAGACGAUGGCGGAAGUUCGAACUUCGAAGUCUGGAAUGAGCGACGGUCGGAGCUCUGGACGGCUGGACGAAGGCAGAAAAUCGAGGUCUCAACUCAAGACUGGAACGGGGAGGAACGCCAAUAGAGGGGAAACACUAAUCAAAACGUCGUCUUUCUACGACGUCUUUUUUCACCAAAGACGUCGUUUGGCUUAUUGAUUCAAGGGAAAAGGGUAAAUAGGUCCAUCUACUACUACGAAAAUGUCUAUCAAAUUCAUGAACUCAAAAAACGUCCAAUUAAACACCCGAACUAUGAAAAAACAUUCAAAUUAGUUUUUUAUCAGGUGACUAAACGGUUACCAUGUAGGUUUUUGCACGCGGUGACACGUGGCCAUACAUGUGUAAAUUUAUUAUUUUUCUUUUUCUUUCUUCCCUUUCUUUUCUUUUUUCUUUUUUCCUACCAACCCUUCUUCUUGUACUCACUAUUGUACUCACCAUAUCUUCAUAGACAUAUUUUUGUCUAUGAGCGGGAUUCACAGACAAGCAAAGAACUCCUCACAGACAUAAUGAGUACAAAAGUGGGUACAAUAGUGGGUACAAAUAGUUUGUUGGGAAAGUUCCCGAAAUGGGACUAAAAAAGUUUGAAAAUUCCAAAAUAGGACUGCUAUGUUUUUAUUCCCAAAAUAGGACUAAUUACUGCCAAAGUUGGAAAAUACUGCCAUGUUUGAAGUCUGGUACUGCCAAAACAUGACAGUAAUUAGUCCUAUUUUGGGAAUAAAAACAUGGAAGUACUAUUUUGGAAUUUCCAAACUUUUUUAGUCCCAUUUUGGUAAUAUCUCUAGUUUUUUUUGUUUUCCUAGUGAUCCUGGUUCGUCGUUUUCUUCUUCUCUCCCCAGUUUGUCCCUUGACUCACUUCUGCCUAAGGGAGUUGUCUCGUGCAAGCUUCUGUCCAACCGGGGAAGAUGAACGGAAAUUGACUGAGGCAUCGAACCGGCAAUGAUCUCAGAGAAGCCGCCCACUUAGGAGCUCGUCGCAGACUCGCGGGCAAGACGGGUGACGUCGUAGAUCUGGAAUCGGUCGCCUCUUGGCAGCUCUGUAGGCAAAUUCACGUUACUCAUCGGCUGACUUGGAUGUAUGAGUCGUUGCAGAAUCUCGCCGACCCUUGUUGCUCGCCGGAGUCAUCGGAGAAGAGGGAACGUUGAUGAGGAAUUUCUGUUGCAAAGAAAACCUGGAAUGGAGAUUGAGUGAGGGCGAUGAACGAGGUGAACGGAUGGAAGAGGACUCACGGAAAACCUGGGAGAGAGAAUGAAGAAGAAAAAAGAUAAAGAAAAAGAGGAAGGAAGUUGCAGACGUAGGUCACACAGGGAAGAAGAAAGGCAGCCGAAGAGAAAGAAGGAAACCAAAGAAGAAAAAGAGGGGGCUUCUACGGUACAUACAAAAAAAGUGAGUGUUUUGGUACAUCACUUUUUAAACCAAUCAGAUAAGAGAGGAUUCCACGUCACCUAAUUUUAGUAUUAACACCUCAAGCAACUAUAAUUUCAAUAUUUGCAAUUGUAAUACCAUCCCUCCUCCAUCUCCCGUUAAUCUCCAUCCGACGGUAACCAAACGGCUGCCGUUACAAACCGCAGAAAGCAAAAACUCGCCGAAAUAAGGAAGAGGCUGCGCAAGGAAGGAGAACUCGCCGAAUUGAGGAAGAAGAACCUGUGGCGCAAAUAACAUGUGGAGCCCAAUUAUUGAAGACGCUGCGCCGCCCAACGAAGAGGCAAUCUCCGGCGAGAACGCAGAGAUGAAUAUAUGUGGCAGUUCAUCAUAUGAUAAUUCAGAUGAGGAAGGCGGUUCUCUUUCAAGUGGUGAAAGUGAAAAAUCUGGUGAUGGACAUGGCGCCGACAUGGAUCUUGAACAUGGUGAGUUUAAAAGGAUCUCAGAUCUGACGCCAGAUGAGAUACAUGCACUACAGUUUGGAAGUGAAGAUGAAGCCUAUGAGUUUUACACGAAGUAUGCCAAGUGUCAUGGAGUGAGCUAUUAUAAACACAGCAGAAAAGUCGAUAAUUAUGCAUUAGAAAUCAACUUCAUCAUCUAAUACAUCGCCAAACUUGUCAAUAAUAGUAGAUGAAUAAAUAAAAAGAUUUAGCACAUCCACUGUCAAUCAAUUGUUACCAUCAUCAGAGAGUAAAGAAAACAGAUGUAGAUGUGCAGUGCGCUAUAGAGAUGAAUAACGCAUCUGGCUUAAUGUGCCUUGGUUCUACACAUCCAGAAAUUUUUAAUGAGGGUAUGUGCAGUGAGCUGCAUUUUAAGGCCUUCUCAGCAGUCUAACACUCUGUUAACUGACGCCUUUUAGAUGUAUAUAUAUUCCUCUUUAGGGAGAUCACUGUUUUGGGCUGAAGCUAUAUGAAGGAAAGCUGCAGCCAGGAAAGUUGCUUUCGUCAAUGAAAGAGUUGUAUGACGGAAAAUAAUCUGUGAGCAUUUUACUCUGAGUAGUAUCAUCAUAAUUUUGUGACAUGAACAAUGGCUUCAUCAGAUCAUCUAGCUCCAUAUAGUUAGCAUUCAUCAGGGGGGUCUUAGGACUUGGCAGACUAUGAUUACUGGUUCCCUCCGGUGCUGAGAAAUUAUUAUGAGGAUACCCACCACCAGUUGGGGCACAAAAUCCAGGGAAACAAAUGCUCUCUUCUUCACAGCCAUUCAAGCCUCCUAAUAGGCUAUUACACGUAUCAAAAGAAAUAUCAGAGAGAUCCAGCCCACACGCAGUACCAUCCUGCAGAGGCAUUGUGGUGUUUGUAGGAUGCUCAACAAGUGCUGCUGCUGCCCAACUUCCAGAGAUAUUCAUCAUGCGUGCUCUCAUCCAAUCCUGCAAACAAGUCAUCAAACUUCCCGUAUCUAUCACACAUAUCUUCUAUCACAUUGCAUUGUUCUAUCCCAGCAACUCUUGCUUGCUCCAUACCAUUAAAAUUCUG